UUCAACUGGGUGGGGUGCGUGUUCUGUGCUGUUGAGGUGCUUAAGUCCCACCGUCGCAGCCGCAGUGUGACGGUGUAAAUACCGAUAUUCCGCUGAACGCAGACUUAGCUGAGCAGUUAGCUGCUGUCCGCGUGUCCCCUUUAACUUCCGUCUGCUCGUCGGUGUCUUGUUUGCUUAGCUUUGUGGUGUUUACACUUUUUGUGCUGCAUUCACUGACUGGUUGCACUUGAAAACAGUCAGGUUAAAACUAUUGCCGGAGCAGUUUACGGCAUGUCGUGGACCGCAGCGUCAGGAGAAAGCACGUGUAGUCACAGUGUAAACUGAUGUUUAACAUUAACCUUACUCAAUUAAUUCCCUAGUUUACUCACCAGAGAAAUCUUUAUUUUACUUAUCUGUGCAAGGGGAAAUGGCGGUUUCACUGCUUUCUCCAUCAGACUAGGUGUGAUUAGGACCCACAUUUACAGUUAUCAGACUUGGACGUCAUCAACAAAUACGCGGUUUUCCACAGGUCCUAGUUAUGGAUGAGUCUCCCUGCAGAGAUGAGGAGGACAGCUCUUCAUCUCCUGUUGUAGGUGUGGGUCUGUGUGACUCGGUCCCCCUGCUGUGGAGGGUGGAGGACCUGAAAACGGUCAGGUCUUGGGGUCUUGUGGGGGCUCUGUUAGGUUCACUGCCCCGGACCCCCCGACAGAACGGACGCCUGGGACGCCCCCUGCUGCUGCUGCCGGAGGAGGAGAGACUGCUGAGCGAGCGCCAUGCUGCUGCCUCUUUACCUGCCGCUGACCAGGAUGGAGGAGGGCCGGAGCUCCAUCAGCAGGUGGAGCAGUAUGAGGAGCAGCAGCAGAGGACUUAUGAGGAGCAGACCAUCCUUGCUUUGGAGGACAGGAAGUCAGCACUGAUCCGAGCCAUGACCCCAUCACACACAGGUUCACAGUCUGGACCUGGAACUGCAGGCGAGGCAUUGCAGGUCCACCUGGAGACUCUGGACCAGAGCUUUACCUUCCCUCGGUCGGCACUGGCAGUCCAGCUGAGCACUGCAAGGGUGGGGCUAUCCUACUGCCCUGAAACUCGGGCCUUCCUGCGAGCUGACUGGCCAAUCAGAGUGCAGGAUCACUGUAGCGGUGGUGUCAGGUACCAGGUGUUCAGAGACCUGAGGGGGCGGGGCUUCUACCUGACCUCAGCGGGGAAGUUCGGGGGAGACUUCCUUGUAUAUCCCGGUGACCCCCUUCGGUUCCACGCUCACUUCAUCGCCGUCUGCCUGUCUCUGGACCAGUCCGUCUGUCUUCUGGACAUCCUCGCCAUGGCUCGUCUGGGAUCCGGUGUGAAGAAGACCGUCCUGCUAUGCUCCCCGGGGACGGACGGAGGGGUGGUUUACACCUCGUUACAGUGGAGCGGGAUGGUGUGAACAGCUGAUUAGAUGACAGCAUCAAACAGGAAGUGAGGUGUUUUUUUUUUGUUGUUGUUUUUUUAUUUUGCAACAACUGAUAUACAAACAAGAUAAAGGAGAACAUAAGGAUAUACAAGAAUAGGGAAUCGAAUACAAAUCAACAGCAAGCACAAAUGGGGAAGAGAAGUUAACCUCUGCAGUAAUCAAUUAUAAGUGUAUUUGUGUAUAUUAAGAAAUAAAAAUAAAGAACAAGCACAGAUGA
Monopterus albus (swamp eel) is the source of this 1646-nucleotide messenger RNA. It is a transcript of the gene tsen34, whose product is annotated as TSEN34 tRNA splicing endonuclease subunit. Gene Ontology annotation, cellular component: tRNA-intron endonuclease complex. The transcript has 5 exons. Lineage: Eukaryota; Metazoa; Chordata; Actinopteri; Synbranchiformes; Synbranchidae. Gene Ontology annotation, molecular function: nucleic acid binding; tRNA-intron lyase activity. The record is from RefSeq and is a predicted model, not a curated record. Bases 518 to 1402 code for a protein of 294 amino acids. Gene Ontology annotation, biological process: tRNA splicing, via endonucleolytic cleavage and ligation; tRNA-type intron splice site recognition and cleavage.